Psilocybe cubensis is the source of this 1371-nucleotide messenger RNA. RefSeq lists its product as uncharacterized. NCBI's taxonomy places the organism in Eukaryota, Fungi, Basidiomycota, Agaricomycetes, Agaricales, Agrocybaceae. The record is from RefSeq and is a predicted model, not a curated record. The transcript has 2 exons. The coding region runs from base 1 to 1371 and encodes 456 amino acids.
AUGAAAAUUGCCAAUAGCCAACAAGUACCCCCCAAUGAGUCCGACUUGGGAUGGUUCACCUUAUCCUCAAUGAAUUCCAUUCAAUCUCUCCCUCUGCCAGAACUCCCACAGGACAUCAUCGAAUUAAUCAUUGACCACGUCGCCAUUCUAGAGCCUGCGGCUGAAGCGCGAACUUCUCUUCAAGCCUGUUCACUUGUAUCGAGAUCUUUCACCUAUAGGGCGCGUCAACAACUUUGGCGCAAUGUCGUCUUUCCUCUGUAUCCCGGUACCACCAAGGCGGUCCCUGGAUCUAUUAACAAGCGUGCCAACCAAUUUAUCCAUACUCUACAACAAAUGCAGGACAAGGGCUUUAUUUCCGAUAUACAUUCUUUUCACCUGGUGUUCGAGGAUCCACCACAAACUUCUUUUAAGCUGAAGUCCCUUCAGCAACGUUUGCUUUAUCGCCCAAUAACUCGCCUCUUCAAGAAAUCUAUCAUAAAGUCAUAUGACAUUUUUUAUGUAUUUGAAGAGCUAAAGAAGCGUCAGCUCCGGCACAUUAGUAUCGAAAACAAGCCAAAAAACCGAUUAAUCCUUUUCUGGAACCACAAUCCAGAAACUUCCUCUUUACAGAUGGCACUCCUCCAGUUGUUGGCAAGUGCCACCCUUCGGACCUUCACUCUAUCUAACAUCACCGGACUAACUAGCGAGAUUGUCAUCGCUGCAUUCUUUUCCAAAAAUCUCCAAGAAAUCAUGAUACACCAUAGCGUGGUGAAGCACAACGGACGAUUUGGUGAAUCACCGAAUAUCUCCAAAAUAACUGGAGAGCUAGCGAAUUUAACAAGAUUGGAACUCACUGGUGGUGACUACUUUGAAAUUCUUUAUAUACUCGUCAAACAGGCAGAAAAACUUCGCAUCCAACAAAGCCCUUUAUUCCCACAAUUGCAAACUCUCGUGUUAUCGGUCCCAGGAAGCGAAGACAUCAUAACAAUUGGCCCCAGUACUGUCAAAUGGGUAGAGUCCAGCCAACAAGCCCUGAUCAACUUUCUGGCAAUCCGAAAUCUUGGUAAAUAUGUGACAACCAUCGAACUCCAUUAUCAUUUCAGCGGAUGUCGAACUCAUACCGAAGGCGACUCGCUGGGAACUUUCAACCAAGCCAAAUACUGGGAGGCGGUUGAUCGGAUACUUACCAGCGAGGUGUUCAUACAUCUCCAACUGGUCAAGAUUUGGAUCAGCAUUCGGUACUAUCCAAGUAUGCAUAACAAAACUUACCCAAUCCCACCAGAGGAACUGGACGACUUUGCCGAAUUCAGGCUCCCGAGAAUUAACAAGGCAUCCCAUAUUCGGCUGGAGCUAAACGGAGAGUUCAUUUUAUCUCGAGAGCAGGCGCUUUGA